This is a messenger RNA of Cloeon dipterum, 2791 nucleotides long. Its product is annotated as baculoviral IAP repeat-containing protein 7-B-like. Lineage: Eukaryota; Metazoa; Arthropoda; Insecta; Ephemeroptera; Baetidae. Gene Ontology annotation, biological process: regulation of cell cycle. Gene Ontology annotation, cellular component: nucleus; cytoplasm. The record is from RefSeq and is a predicted model, not a curated record. The transcript is spliced from 4 exons. The coding region runs from base 1545 to 2681 and encodes 378 amino acids.
AGCGCUGACAGUGUCUUGUAAAUUCAUUUUCAAAUUAAUAUACAUAUUAUGUCGCAACUAUUCAACUAUUAUUUAAUUCGUAGUAUAACUAUGUAUUAUAGAAUUAGCAAAAUUAAAUUGAAAAGUUCAUCAAGAAUUUCUCUCUAUAAUGCUAUCGUACCUGAGUGAAUUACUGAACAAUUCGGUGACCAUGAUGACUGGCGCCGACCUGAGUGAGAACGAUAACGUACGUCAAUGUACCUCUAUUCCGCUGCUGUUGACCAAAUAAUGUCGUUGCCAACUAACACGCUUAUCAUAUCUUUAGUCCUGACUGACCUUUUUGACCUAACAGACUUGAUCAAUUGACAAAAAAAAAUCGCGAUAUAGUGGUUUAUUUUCAUAAAAAUACAUUUAAAGCUUGCUGGGUUAGUUGUAAAAUACAGCCAAUAAUUAAUAAUAGAGAGUGCAUAUACAGGUGACCGAUGAUCACGACAAUUAUUCAGAGUGGCAGAAACACCAUUAAACAAAGAGUUUUAAAUUAAAGAGCAUUUUAUUAUUCUAGCGAAUAUUUGCGGUAACUGACCAGCCGCAAGUGAGAAACGUGACUCACGCGUUAGCUUUGACUUUUUACUCCUCUCUGCGGAACCGUCGCAAUAAUCAAUGUUCGCGCCAUCUAUACAGUAGUUGCGCUUCGACUUAAUCUCACUAUCAAUUCAAUUCAGUUUAUUUCUUCGAAAAGGUCAUUUAAUAUAUAAAAUUAUAAAACCUACAAAGGAAAUUUAGGAGAAAUCAGGCAUUUGUUGUGUCAGCGAACAACCUGCUGAAACUCACGAUUAAAGCAGAAGCAAUAAUACCACCACUCUUAAUAGAGUGUGCGCGCUGCUCGGCAAAAAGUCUAUGAGGAAAUUGUCAUGGUUUUUGUUCCUAGCAUGCUAGAGCUGAUCAUAGAAGUUGCUUUUGAACGCGAUUUAUUAUUGCCUAUUUGUGAUGAAUAAUGAAAAUUUAAAAGUCCUACAUUGCGAAUAUCGCGUAAAAUAAGGAGACAACUCUGCGAUUUUUCUUAAAAUUUUUUUCCAGAAGUGCGUAAGUGUGAAUUAAAUUCAUUCUUGUUUGAUUCCCAAUCAAUUUUUUUAAGAUUUUCCCUGUAGAAGAAGUAAAUAGGAACAUGCAGAAUGAAAAAUGAAUUUUAAUUUAAAAAAUACAAAUCAUGGCAAGCAAAAAUAAUCUGAGAAAAAACGCUGUUAUUUAAAUCUAAGAAGAAAACGAUACGGCAAAAGCUGUAACAGGAAAUAAGGAAAAAAUUUCCGCCCUUAGACUUUUUUGAUAUUUCGAUAAACAUGUCCUUGUUCUGAUUCAUGCGUUUGCGAUUAGACUAAAAGACCAGAAGACGUGUGGGCCACUCCAAUCUUAUCUUAGUAUUCGCGGAUGAAAAACUUGCAAAGCUUGACUCCUAUCCAAAAAAUUAGUAACCCGUCGUAAUAGUCUUUGACGGAACGCCAUAAAAUAAUUAGUCCCGUUGCCUUAUAUUCUCAGACCGUGCCUGGUCAGCAAUGUGAGAAGAAACAAUGGACCCAAGCAAGCUGGACUUCAACAUCGAACUGCACCGCUACAUCUCCUUCCCUGCCGACUUUGAUGAGAGACACCCCGUCAACCGACGCGCCUUGACCUCCUCAGGAUUUUAUUUCGACAUUGAAAAAUAUCUACCGCGAUGCCACUACUGCAAUCACGAAGCCAGCAAUUUCAAAUCAAACCCUUUGGAAAUUAAUCUAUUGCACGAGAGGGGCAGUCCGGAUUGCCCUUUGCUCGAUGAGGAGGACGAAAGCGUAAAUAACUUCCCCAUCGCCAGCGUAAUCAAUUAUAAUUUUGAGGCUUACAGGCUAUUCACAUUUUUGGAGAAGAAAUUUCCGAAUAGUUCCGUUUCUCCAUAUGAGCUAGCCGCAGAUGGAUUCUAUUUUUUGGGAGUGGACAUCGACAGGUGCAGGUGUCACUUCUGCAACCUGGAGGUGAUGCAGUGGGAGGAUGAUGACUCGGCGCACACUGAGCACGAACGCUGGAAUCCUUUGUGUCCCUUCAUCAAAGGUUGCGCCUACAACAUCGCAAUCGGAAACGAAAUUUACGAGAACCGCAGGCCAAAUCGCUUCGAAACAGAAAAUGCAGCUCUGGCUAAAUAUGGAGCACUAAAGGUCAAGAGAAACAAAGCCACUGAAAAGUCAGAUUUGAAAGUCAGCGCUCGCACCCUAGGAGUUGUCACACCAAACUCUCCAUCAAACCCAGAAAUGGUUAACAUACAAAAGAGGCAGGAGUCAUUCAAAGAGUGGUCUGGUCAGAAUAAACCGUCUGUCGCAGAACUCAGUGCUGCUGGAUUUUACUAUACAGGCAAAGAAGACGAGUGCCUUUGUUUUUACUGCGGUCUGGGCUUGCGGGCGUGGGAGCCACAAAACCGUCCUUUGGAGGAGCACGAAAAGAUCUCGCCCAAAUGCGCCUACGUGAAGCUGUGCAAGCAACCUGUCGAACAGUCUGACCAGGAAGUUGGAAUGGGCUUCGACAAGCGGUGCAAGCAUUCUGGCUGUCCGCGCGAGGUCGAGACUGCUUGUCUACCCUGCGGCCACAUGGUCUUCUGUGAGCAGUGCGUGCAGGAACACGACCAGUGUCCAAAGUGCAACCGGUCUCUCGACUUUUUUCUUAAAAUUUUCGUUUCCUGAGUUUUAUAAUUAUUUAAAUUUGAAAGUAAGUGUAAAUAUAUGUGUGACAUGUGUGAGUAAAAUAUCUUGGACUAUGAUCGCAUUAAAAAAAAUAUAUUAAAUAUAGACUU